CGGACUAAUCCACUGAUCUCGCUCUUUCACCCGGAAGUGGUCAAACGCUCAUAUGUGCCUUUACAAUCAUUAUUACCUUAAAAUCUUAACUUUUUGGACGUAAUAUGUGGUUAAAUAUUUAGAAGAAAUUUAACGAAUGUACAAUGUCAGGUCGCAAACGAAGCCGAGAGCACCACGAGGACAGACAUGAACGAAAGAAACACAAGGAGUCAAAACAAGAUGAAGACAAAUACCAAAACCAAACCAGAAAACUGAUUCAUGAGGUGCAGAAACUCAAGCAUGUGGAGACGUUCUAUGAAAAUCCUCCCCCUGGGUACAUAAAGGAAGAGGAUGACAGACCAGAGGACUGUAUUCCUGAUACCCCUGGUAAUGAGGACGCCAGGAGCUUUUUGGCUCAAGCUCCCACCAAAGGACUGUGGAUGCCUCUUGGGAAGGAGGUGAAGGUCAUGCAGUGCUGGAGAUGUAAGAGGUACGGCCACAGAACAGGAGACAGAGAAUGUCCUUUCUUUAUCAAAGGCAACCAGAAACUGGAGCAGUUCAGAGUGGCACAUGAGGAUCCAAUGUACGAUAUCAUCCGUGAAAACAAACGCAAUGAAAAAGAGACUAGGAUCCAGCAGUUGAAACAGCUGCUUCAAGACACCACCUCCGACUCGGACUCCACCUCAUCUUCCUCUGCCUCCUCCGAUCACACUCGGAAGAAGAAGAAGAAGAAAAAAGAGAAGAGGAACAAAGAAAAGAAGAAACACAAGAAGAAAAAGAAGAAGCACAAGGCCAAGGCUAGCGAUGACUCAGAUACAGAUUGAAACAAGGCGAUUGGUCUGGGCGUCUCAGUGCUCAUCAAAGAAGCUCAUAAGGUCUGCAGUGGUGCGUCAGCCCUAUCAAAUAUACACAGGAGACUUCCCAUCAGUUCCCCAGGCCAUCUUCAGAUCUGCUUAAUAAUGCAUGGAUGCAUUUAAUCCCCUCUGUCGCAUUGGAAUGCUUAGGAUAUGUGCAUCUCUAUCAGAUUUCCUAUAGCUGGUCCUUAUCAGACUGUUAACUUGUUUGUAGAGAACGCUUUCUGAAUGUAUGUCGAUUUACAUUUUGCGAAUGUGUCAUUGUGAAAAUAAGCUUAUAAAACAUGCCAUCUGCUGUCGUGAACAGUGACGUUCAUAAGUGUCAUGUAAAUAAAUCAAUGACUAUGGCUUUUUAGCCUUUGCAACUACUUUUUAUGGUAAUCUGAUAUUUUUUUUUAAAGGGAUGUGGGCAUUUAUAGGUUCUUCUCACUCAAAUUACAUGUGUGAAUUCAUAUCCUCUAUUUCCAUGGAAGUGUUUGUGGCUUCUGCAUCUGGCUGUGGUACGUAAGCGCAGCCAAUUAGCACCUCUUGAAUGGCUGACAAUGGUUUGCACAUCAUUCACAUCACGAGAGAGGCAGAUCGAGACGGGAGAAGAUGCUUUUGCUUUGAUCUCGUCACUCAUCGCUGAAAUCCGGAGUCCCGCGGUUGCCGUUGGAGUGCAUGUACCAUUUUGUAUCAAGAUAAAUAGUGCAUCACAUCAUCAAAGGAGCUCUUUACAAUGCUGCUUCAAUUAGGGACUAUUUAAAUGUAUGCUCUUUCAAAAGACAAGAAAACAAUAUUGAAUUAUUCGCAAAUGUUCAUUUCAAUAAUACAGAUAUUAAAUAAACUUAAUGCAGUCUAUGACUGUCUAUGAAGUCGUUAGCUUGCUCUCAUCUUCAGAAUGUGUUUGUACAGGUAAUAAAAACUG
This is a messenger RNA of Onychostoma macrolepis, 1740 nucleotides long. RefSeq names its product RP9 pre-mRNA splicing factor (gene rp9). The record is from RefSeq and is a predicted model, not a curated record. Gene Ontology annotation, biological process: RNA splicing. The transcript has 6 exons. Lineage: Eukaryota; Metazoa; Chordata; Actinopteri; Cypriniformes; Cyprinidae. The coding region runs from base 144 to 803 and encodes 219 amino acids.